AUGCCUUCCAUCGGGGAUAGCGGCGGCGGCGGCGGGCAAGGCGGCCACUGGUCUGGGGAGCAGGAUGCCCCUCGCUCUGUGCUGCUCAGUGCCGCUCAUUCCAUGACAGGAGGAGGGCUCAAGACGGAGCCCCCAACUGAGGGGGAGGAUUAUUCACCCGCCGACGGCCCCGAGAAGGAACCCCCGACCGAGCAAGAGAUUGCCGUCCAAGAGAAGGGCCGACCGGCUGCCCCUAAGGUGAAGGAGGAGAAAGGGCAGAAGGAUGAUGAGAAGCCCGACGCCUCAUCGUGGGGAAACUCUGGCAAAUGGGGGGAGAAGUCGACUACGGGCUCGAGAGCCUUGGGGGGCAGCUUGUGGAAGGGCACGUGGGACCCUGAUAGACGUUCUAAUGAUAAGGGCCCUCCUGCCGGCAAACGAAACUGUUCGUCCCCGUCGUGGGAUGUGCCCCCGGAUUGGGAUCCCCAAAAAGAAUACGAUGCCCUACCGGCAAGUCAGCGGGCCAUUCUCGAGAACAACUUUAUUGGUCUCUCGGACGGGAAGAAAUACUACGGCCUAGAAAAGGGUUGGCUCUACUGCGAAUUAUGCCGGAAGAAGACGUGUAUUUCUUUCGACUUUAUGAGUGUGCAUCUGCAGUCCGAGAAGCACCAGCGGAAUGUACGGUGGAUGCAGAUGCAAUCUGAUGAAUCUCGAAUGAAGGCCAUUGAGGACAUAUCGCUCACAAACUCCCCUUCGAAAGAAGAGCUCUCGGCAGCGUUGGUCCCGGCGACCCAUAGUGGCGGUGGUAACGCUCACGUAAUUAAGCAGGAGGAUCUCCCUAAAUUCAUUGAGCUGAGGCCGGACUGCUUUUACUGUACACUUUGCGAUGCCCGACCCCAGGCCUGGGCCUCCUUAGAAGGUCACAUUGCUGGUCAGAGGUAUUCACCACUGCUGACGUACCGGCCUGUACGAAGUUUCCCCAGACACAGGAGUCGCUAUGAGAGGGCUGAGUGGGAGCAAUCAGAUAGCAGCAGCCUCCUCGGCAUCAGCGGCCUCGACAACGGUAAGAAGGGCGCUUGGAUUUCCGAGAGGGACCUCCGUGUGUGCUAG
Messenger RNA from Perkinsus marinus ATCC 50983, 1086 nucleotides. RefSeq lists its product as hypothetical. Bases 1 to 1086 code for a protein of 361 amino acids. The transcript is spliced from 9 exons. The record is from RefSeq and is a predicted model, not a curated record. NCBI's taxonomy places the organism in Eukaryota, Perkinsozoa, Perkinsida, Perkinsidae.